GGAAAAUAACGAAUAUUCCACCUAAUGCGAUGUUUCUGGUUUCUAUUUUGCCAUUAUAAGCACACUGCACUCAAACGUUAUUCGUAUGGUUUAUGUCUCCCUUUUCUAUCUGACAUAUUUUACAAUCCCGUAAACCAUGAAUCCAUACAUCACAUUAACGUUACCUGUCUUCUUCACUUAACGCCCUCUUCCAACAUUCUCGCCCGGAGUGAUACAAGUCAUGCUAGCACAGCUUCAGGUUGAACCAAAAUACGCAUUGUAAUACGAUUUUUAAACCAAGCCACAGUACCAGACAUGCCCGACUCGGGUUCAAAAGUGUCUGAUCCACAGCAUUCCCAGAAACUCCUCCAGGCGCUGCGAUCCUUCUGGCAAGAGCAGAGCUUCCAUGAUGCCCUGCUGGUGGUGGACGGAGAGGAACUUCCCGUUCAGAAGAAUAUUCUGGCUGCUGCAAGCCCUUAUAUAAGGACCAAGUUAAACUACAAUCCUCCAAAGGAAGAUGGCUCUACAUACAGAAUUGAACUGCAGGGAGUCUCCAUGGAAACCAUGAAACAGAUCCUGGACUACAUUUUCAGUGGUGAAAUCACGCUGAGUGAGGAGAUGGUCCAGGAUAUGGUGCAGGCUUCAGAUCUGCUGCUCAUGACUGACCUCAAGUUAUUAUGUUGCCAGUUUUUGGAGAGCUGCAUCACUGCUGAGAACUGCAUUGGUAUCCGUCUCUUCUCUCUUCAUUACUGUCUCUACCAUGUCCACUAUGCUGCUACUGAGUUCCUACAGACACACUUCAGAGACGUGGCUCUUACAGAGGAGUUCAGGGAGCUGCCUCAUGACCGGCUCUGUGAAAUCUUCUCUAUGGAGAAACUGAAUGUAGGCAAUGAGAAAUAUGUGCUGGAAGCAGCUGUGCGGUGGUUUGCUCAUGACCCGGAGGAUCGCAGGGUGCACAUGAGAGAGGUGAUGUCUACUGUGUGGACACAGGGCCUAGACCUGAGUUAUCUCAGAGAGCAGGCACUGGGUGAGCCCCUGAUGAGAGAAGUGGUUCGAGACUACUGUCAGUCUGUAAUAGGGGCUGGGCAGCUGCAGGGAGAGGCGUUGUUGGCAUCAUUUAAACCUCGAGGCUAUUCUGAGUGCAUUGUUAUUGCUGGAGGAGAAGAUCGCAAAACUCGGAAGCCGACCGCUGUGACCCGCUGCAUGUGCCCUCUCUACGACACGAACAGACAGGCCUGGAUAGAGCUGCAGCCCAUGAACUCUCCCCGACUGGGACAUGGGAUGGUGUCUGCUGAAGGGUUUCUGUUUGUGAUGGGGGGGACAGAUGAACAUAACAAAAUACUGGACACUGCAGAGAAAUAUGAUCCCGAUACCAACAGCUGGAGCCCUGUACCACCAAUGCUGCAGGCCCGGCAGAACUUUGGUAUAGUGGAGUUGGAUGGGUUGAUUUACAUCCUGGGAGGAGAGAAUGAUGUGAUGGAGCUGGUUUCUGUGGAAGUGUUUGACCCACACUUCAACACAUGGAAAACACAGACAGAUAUGACCAUGGUCCGCAAGAUCGGAUGUUAUGCAGCGAUGAACAAAAAGAUCUAUGCCAUGGGAGGGGGCUCCUAUGGGAAACUGUUUGACUCUGUGGAGUGCUUUGACCCAAAGACCCAGCAAUGGACUGGCCUGUGUCCCCUGAAGGAGAGGAGAUUUGGGUCUGUGGCGUGUGGCAUUGGACAGGAGUUGUAUGUGUUUGGAGGAGUCCGGAGCCAAGAGAACGAGAAUCCAGAGCAGAGACAGAUGAUGACCUGCAAGUCUGAGUUUUACCAUGAUGAGCUGAGGAGAUGGAUGCUGUUGGAUGAUCAGAGUCUGUGUAUUCCAACCAGCUCCUCAUUUGUGUACGGGGCUGUGCCUAUUGGACCAAACAUCUAUGUGGUUGGAGAUCUUGACACUGGUACUAGUUUUGAUUACAUUCGUGAAUUUCGUCGAAGCACUGGGACCUGGCACCGAACCAAGCCCAUGUUGACCUCUGAUCUGUCCAAAACCACCUGCACUGCACUGCGCUUCGCUAACUGUAAACUGUUCAGACUGCAGCUGCACCAGGGCAUGUUCCGCAUCCGAGUGUAGCUUUGAGGGCACAUGGGCUGCUUCUUUAUAUACACACUGGUACAGUCUGGUUUGGAACAGGCCAAAGAACAUUUUAAUCUUUUUUUUGUUUAUUUUAAUAUGUGCUAGAAUCAUGAUAUGAUUACAUUAUUCUCAUUUGAUUGGUGAUGGAAAGAAGCCUAAAUAACAAAGUGUAAAUAGUUGUAAUGCAGAGGGUUUGCGCUAUGAGAAUUUUUUCUUUUGCACACCCUUUAUGUGACUGCUAACUGUUUGGUUUCUGGGUUUUGUUUUGUUUUUUACUUGUAAGACCAGAAUGAACUACUGUUGUAUUACUAGCCUACUGUAAUCUACAAUGUAUCUCACUAGACAAGGUAGACCAGUUUAAAAAAAAAAAAGUAUUUAUUUUCACAGUAAAGCCUAAUAGUAUCAGUGUUGAGCAGCAGUGCAGGCACUGUUUUAGUUCUUUUUAAUGGAUUUUUAAACCUUCUAGAGUUGCAUCACAGUACACUAGCACGAUUAUUUUUUAUUUCUUCUAUAAGCAUUUUAUACUACAUGAGGGGAGUUACUAAUAGGGAAGUGCAGAUUAAGUAAUCAACACUACUAUCUGUAAGGUGUCGAUGUCUUCUUUUAAAAUGCAUUUCCUCUCCGACAACUGUUUGUUAGAGUUAGAUAUGCAAACUUCACAAUCAUGUAAAAUGUAAACUAACCAUCUCUCAAUGUGCCUCCAGCUAUUACUUAUGCAACAUUGAAACCUUGCUAGAUGUUCAAACUAAAAAAGCAAUAACAACAAACAAAGCAAAACUUUUCAAUCUGAAAUACCUUCCCUCUUUUAUCUCUAAAUAUUCAUAUUUACAUACAGUAAUUCAAUAUAGGAAUUGAUACAAAGGAAAAGCAGCCUCUUAAACAAUAGUAAAACAAGCUGAAAAUGGUGUUAUUUCUACUGCGUAGCAUCUCUUCAGUCUGCCCUUUCCCAUGCACUGUGUGAUGGGUGGACUUUAGAGCCCAUGCACUUUACCUGAUAAUCACUUUUAUCAGGGAUUGGGCUGUCUGAGUGCAGAAAUAGACAUCAUGUCUGUCACUCUCCAGUGUCACUUCUGAGUGGCUCGAUGUGUUUGGCUCCCUGUGACCUCUGACCUUGCUUUCCAGUCAGGACACUUUUGGCAGCCAUUGACCCCCAUUUGUUCCACCAGCAUGCAGCUGCUGCUGUCUGUCGUCAGGUGCACACUCCAUCAUUCCCUGAAAGUUGCACUGUUUUAAUGGACAGUUUCAUUGAAUUGUAACAUUGGAGUCUUAUUUGACAACACAAAUAGGACUCGAAUGUUGAUGUAAAAAGACUAGAGUGCAACCCCAAAUACCCUGAAAUUAGGUAUUUAUAACAAUGUGGGUACUAAAAUCUGUGUGCACACUCAAAUCAUGGGGACUGUCUGCCUUACGGGAACUAAAAAUCAUCUCCCCAUGAUAUAGGUCCUUCAAGACUAGAUCAACAGCCUCCUCAAAAGUUUAGAUAUGGGUUGGUGACUAUGGUUGUGAUCAGUCUUCAGGAAAUUAAUAUAGGUCAAUGUAAUAUUCUCAAAAAGCAUAGAAACCCAGCGUGUAUAUGUGUGUGUUUGUUUUUUCUUCAGAAAAACCCAUAUUCACUCAUGGGCUAAUGUCCAUUAUUUCAUUUGUACACAAAAUAUUAAACUAAACAUCUUGUAUCUCAGAAAAGAAUGCACUGAUAAAACUAGGAAUUGCUGGAUCAGGAAUAUUCAUCUUAUCUUCAUAGUAAAAUAAUUUACUUUACUGUGUAUUUCAAUGAUAAAGGAGUUACUGUACCAGAGAAUGUACUUUUUUGUCACUGCUUUAUCAGGGUUUUUUUUUUCAACCACAUCAAAUGCUACUUGGAGUGUAAUACAAAAAUAUACAGUUGUGUUUAAAUAUAGUGGUUUAGCGACAGCUUCUUAUAUGGGCACUGUCUUACAUUUACCAUCUUACUCAGUUGUCUCCCAGUGUGUGCAUUGUUCAGAUCAAGACUAAAGGGAAUUGUCAUCUGUUUGAGUUUGAAAAGUUCUUGUGUGAAGCACUGGUGAGUUGUGAAAGAUGGGAGUGCAAUGGUUUUCUACUUUUUGUAACUCAUGCUUGAGCAACUCUUUGUAAACGUCAUCCAUGUGUCAUCCAUUCACGUCAGAGACAAUAAAGCACUUAUUGGGAUAAACAGA
Messenger RNA from Periophthalmus magnuspinnatus, 4268 nucleotides. RefSeq names its product gigaxonin (gene gan). The record is from RefSeq and is a predicted model, not a curated record. Gene Ontology annotation, cellular component: Cul3-RING ubiquitin ligase complex. Gene Ontology annotation, biological process: protein ubiquitination; regulation of cytokinesis; cytoskeleton organization. Bases 295 to 2091 code for a protein of 598 amino acids. The transcript has 13 exons. NCBI's taxonomy places the organism in Eukaryota, Metazoa, Chordata, Actinopteri, Gobiiformes, Gobiidae. Gene Ontology annotation, molecular function: ubiquitin-protein transferase activity; cullin family protein binding.